AUGGCUGAGGAAGAUCUGAACCCUUCCACCCAUCAUGUUCCCUUGUACGCGGAGUCCGGAGGACGAACGGACACAGCGGCUUUGUUUGCCCGCUUGACCGAAGAGGUUUUCUGCCAGGCAUCCCUCGGUGCCACCAGGCGCUCUUUUCGGUGGUUGAAGCAAACCUUUGACGAGGCGGAUAAAAACGGCGAUGGCAGCCUGAGCAUUAACGAAGUCCUCCAGCUGAUGCACAAGCUGAACGUCAACCUCCCCCGUCAGAAAGUGAAACAGAUGUUCAAGGAGGCGGAUACGGAUGACAACCAGGGCACCCUGGACUUCGAAGAAUUCUGCGCUUUCUACAAGGUGAUGUCCACCCGGCGUGACCUGUACCUCCUUAUGCUCACCUACAGCAACCACAAGGACUUCCUAGACGCCGAGGACCUCAAGCGCUUUCUGGAGACCGAGCAAAAGAUGAGCAACGUCACCAAGGAGCACUGCUUGGAAAUUAUCGGCCAGUUUGAACCGUGUCCGGAAAACAGGCAGCAAGGAGCGCUGGGGAUCGACGGGUUCACCUCUUACAUGCGCAGCCCCGCUGGGGACGUCUUCAACCCGGAACACUACCAGGUCAACCAAGACAUGACUCGCCCUCUGAGUCACUACUUCAUCACCUCGUCUCAUAACACCUACCUCAUGGGGGACCAGCUGAUGUCCCAGUCCAGAGUGGACAUGUACGCCUGGGUCCUGCAGUCCGGGUGCCGAUGUGUGGAAGUUGACUGCUGGGACGGUCCGGAGGGCGAGCCUAUAGUCCACCACGGCUACACCUUGACCUCCAAGAUCCUUUUCAAAGAUGUGAUUGAGACCAUCAACAAGUACGCCUUCAUCAAAAGCGAGUACCCCAUCAUUUUAUCCAUCGAAAACCACUGCAGUGUCACCCAGCAGAAAAAAAUGGCCCAGUACCUGGUGGAAAUUUUGGGAGACAAACUGGACUUGUCUACAGCCAACAACGAGGACCCCAAUCAGCUGCCUUCCCCGGAGACCCUCAAGGGGAAAAUCUUGGUUAAGGGGAAAAAGCUUCCGGCCAACAUUAGCGAAGACGCCGAAGAGGGCGAAGUAUCCGAUGAGGACAGCGCGGAUGAGAUGGACGAUGACUGUAAGCUGAUGAACGGGGAUGCUUCUUCUAACCGGAAGCGGGUCGAAAACUUUGCCAAGAAGAAGUUGGAUUCUCUGAUCAAGGAAUCUCAAAUCCGGGACUGCGAAGACCAGAACAAUUUUGCCGUCACCACCUUAUCGACCUCGGGGAAAUUGGAGAACAAGCAGGAUCUUAAGAAGAUCCUGGAACCCGGCGAGGACGGGAUCCUCAGCAAACGUCACAACCGAUCCCUGAUGGGAAGCUUGACCAAACGCAAGAAAAAAUCCAGCAAGCUUAAAAGGACCCCAAGUUUGGAAGAUGGAGAGGACGACCUUGAAUGCCAAGGAAACUUAACUAGAACAACAAAUCGGCAGAAGAAAACGAUGAAACUGUCCCGGGCGCUCUCGGAUCUGGUGAAGUACACGCGAUCUGUGGGAAGCCACGACGUGGAAUCGGAAAUGGCGCUGAACUACCAAUCCGAAGGGAGAAUGCUGCAGCUCAACCGGGCCAAGUUUGGCGCCAACGGGAAUUGCGGCUACGUCCUGAAGCCCAAGUGUAUGUGUCAAGGAUUUAUUUUGCCUAUCAUAGAUCCGUUUGUGGAAGUCGAAGUGAUCGGCUUGCCCAUGGAUUGUUGCAAAGAGCAGACCAGGGUUGUGGACGACAACGGUUUCAAUCCGAUGUGGGAAGAAACCUUGGUUUUCAACAUUGGCAUGCCAGAGAUUGCCCUGGUGCGUUUCCUGGUCUGGGACCACGAUCCCAUCGGGAGGGAUUUUAUCGGUCAGAGAACGAUUGCGUUUACGUCAAUGAUGCCAGGCUAUCGGCACGUCUACCUAGAAGGUAUGGAGGAAGCUUCCGUCUUCGUUCACAUAGCCGUCAACGACAUAUGUGGUAAG
This is a messenger RNA of Protobothrops mucrosquamatus (brown spotted pit viper), 2001 nucleotides long. RefSeq names its product 1-phosphatidylinositol 4,5-bisphosphate phosphodiesterase eta-2-like. The transcript has 17 exons. The annotation marks the transcript as partial. Gene Ontology annotation, biological process: lipid metabolic process; phosphatidylinositol-mediated signaling. Gene Ontology annotation, molecular function: phosphatidylinositol-4,5-bisphosphate phospholipase C activity; calcium ion binding. Lineage: Eukaryota; Metazoa; Chordata; Lepidosauria; Squamata; Viperidae. The record is from RefSeq and is a predicted model, not a curated record.